CUUACAUACAAAUAAUUUAAUUUCAUCUGCUCAGUUUGGAUUUAGAGAAAAUAGAAGUACGGAAACUGCAAUCUAUGCCCUAACUCAUCAUAUAUUAGAAACUUUGGAACGACACCAUCAUUCAUUAGGAAUUUUCUGUGAUUUGACAAAGGCUUUUGAUUGUGUGGUUCAUGAUAGCCUUUUGAGCAAGCUGGCAGCAUAUGAACUUGGUGGUAAAACUUUAACAUGGCUGAAGUCAUAUUUGGGAAACAGAAGGCAAAGAGUGGAAUUGUAUACUAAUGGGAAUGAAAAAUGUUGUUCAGGAUGGGAGAUUGUUGAAUAUGGAGUGCUGCAGGGCUCGAUUUUCGGUCCCUUGCUGCUUCUUUUAUAUAUCAAUGACCUGUCAUCAGCAUUAAAUACUGAUAAUAAGUUAUUGUUGUAUGCAGACGAUACAAGCAUAUUAGUAUCAGGCAUUGAUAUUGAUGAAAUCCAAGAUGAAUGAAGUGGUGCCCAGUGUCACUGGAGGUUGAAUAAUCAAUUUCAAAUAACCUGGAGAACUUGUUAUAUCCUAGCAUCUUGCCUUUGCAUGAGUUUCCAUGGAAACAAACAAAAGGAGUAGUCAUGGCAGCAACUGUUUGGUGUUUAUGGUGUGUGGUCUCAACACUUUUUUUCAAAGCUCAUUAAAAAGAGAAAUCUUGGUAAAAUAUUAGAAGUGAGUCUGGUACAUGAAUUAUCAGGAAGCUGAGUGAUCGGCAUUCAUCAUCAUCAAAACGUCUAUCAACCCAUCCUACAAAAGGCUAUGUCACUCUACACUUCACAGGAGAGUAGCAUGUCAACUUUGGCAGCAGAGCUGCUCAAUGAGAAUGUGGAAGAGCUUGCAGAUGCAGAUCUGAUGAAAGCUAUAGACCUAAUGACUACAGCUAACCACUACCUUGCUUUGGAGAAUGAAGUAAUAGAAACGUACCUCCAGCGAAUGAGUCCAGAACUGCUUACAGGAAUGCAAGAGAUGGUGAAUGCAGUUCCACUUAGACCACAUACAGGUUCCUCACAGUUGUUGUUAUACCCCAGAUCUACAUCAGCCCACUCCAUGCUGAACUCUCGUCGGGGAACAGAAGAUUCAGGAAGCAUUGCCUGCAUUCAUUCCAUCAUUCGGCCUUCAGGAUCCACCAUGUUGAUGCCAUAUGGUUUAGAUCGACGUCCAAGGAUUAACAUGAGCAUUAAGGAGGACAUUGCAGGUCAUGAAACAGAUGACCUGCAGGCUGCACUUGACAAGCUUCAUGUCACAUCUACAAAGGCACGAGCCGAUCUCAAGGCUGAGUUGGAAGAGGUGCACAUGACUGUCCAGGAAAUAUGUGAGGCACAUGCAAAUCUCAAGGCAGUUAGGGAGGCUGUUGAUCCCAUUACUGGGUGUAUUCCUGCUGAAAAAUUUGUUCGGCAUGUAGAAGAGUGGCUAAAGAAAGCAGACUCAAUGAUAGAGAAGCUGCGCCUUCGUACAAGUACACUGCGCUCUGUGUUCACACGCAUGAAUCAGCUAGUGGAGCAGAAGGAAGUGCUUGGUGAAAACUUACAUCAAAUUGAUUUUGAACAGCUCAAGAUUGAGAACAGUCAAUUGCUAGAAACAGUUAUGCAAAAGAACCACAAUCUCUUGAAGAUGAAGAAGAUGACAGGCCAGUGCAACCUACUACUCACUAAUCAGAAAAAGAAGGUGAUGGUGCAGAUGUCAGAGCUGUCACAUAUGCAGGAGAUGGUGGCAGCAAGAGAAGCGCAGGUGAAGAGAAUGGAAAACGAGGCAGACCUUACAGAGAUGGAGGUGCAGAAAGCAACUCAGAAGCUAGAUAGCAUCUCAGAAGUCACUGAAAACUACAUGGCACCUGAUAUAAUGGAUUAUGUAAAGAAACAAGCUGAACUCCACCAGCUGAAGCAAGCUCUGAAAGUAUGGUCACAUCGCAAGAAAAUCCAGCAGACUGCACUCAUUUCCUGCAGAAAACUGCUUCACAAGCUAACCAUCAAUGAAGUGAGUCAGACACAUUGAUCACGUACAGAUGGUAAUAGGCCUGCUUGAAAAACAUAGGUUAGAAGUUUUCGCCUUUGAGUGACAGAACAUGUAACGCUCAGACAAAGUUGGCACAAUAGCAAGCACUUGCCUGGGGCAGCAUGAUUUAAGGUGGCACAUUUUACAAACUUCUUUUUUGUGCUAAAUGAGAAUGAAUUUCUGCUGAUCUUUCAUCCAUAUUGAGAGCACCAAUUGGCAUUAAUAUAAACACAUUUUACAAAAUGUAAACAAAACUCUUUCAGUAAUUAUGACACAAAAGUUUUUGUUGCAGUGUCUGCAGAUCUCAUGUCAUUAAUAACUGUGAUGAAAUUUUGAGAAUGUUUAUCUCUUUAAUUUGAUGAGGGGGACAAUGAAGAUAAUGACAUUUCUUGUUGCUUGGGUGGCAUUUAAGCUUGAGCUGGCUCUGGGUUCAGACUUCAACAGUAAACAGUCAUUUGAUUGAUCAAGGGAUUCCAUCACUAUGUCAUCAGAAACAUGUCAAUGGACCCUAUUCUGAAACAUUCCACUUCAAUGUACAUGUUCAUGAGUUACACUUAAACUCAUUUUAAUGAACCAGACAGGUAGAAGUAAACAUUUCUGUUCUCUUUGUGUGACUAGUUUUAGUUAUGGACUGUUGAAUAGGUACAUAGUUCAUUCUUUUUGUGUGCUUUUGAGUCCCUGGUUAAAUGUAAGAUGUCAGAUUUCCUGUUUCUUUGAAGUAAUAAAUGUAUUGUUCUCUGCCCCCCCAAUCCCCUCCUAUUUUCUUCCUCAUUCUUCCUGUUUCAGAGGAUAUACAGAAGAAUCUAUACAUGACCUGUCUGUAGUUAACCUUUUAAGUGCCAAAGUGCCCUGAUUGGGCCAGUGAUGAGCAUGGUUGUCGUGGCCAAAGUACCCCAUUUUGGCCACUCAGGCAUUUAAACUCCACAAGUAGAAGCGCAUGCA
Molecule: messenger RNA, 2953 nt
Organism: Cryptotermes secundus
Lineage: Eukaryota; Metazoa; Arthropoda; Insecta; Blattodea; Kalotermitidae
Product: coiled-coil domain-containing protein 113-like
Exons: 9
Coding region: 779-2011 (410 amino acids)
Biological process (GO): cilium assembly
Cellular component (GO): ciliary basal body; axoneme
Source: RefSeq, a predicted model, not a curated record